AUGAGAUCCACACUGUCCCUCUCAGCAGGCUUGGCCGCAGUCAUCCUGUUGACAUGCAACACUAUCCGCGCUCACACCUGGGUCGAAGAGGUUAGGAAGAUCGCCUCAAGCGGUGCCUUCGUUGGUGAUCCAGGCUAUAUCCGCAACUUUGGGCCCAGACUGCCAGGAGUCAGCCCCGAUAUCCCGAACGUCCACCUCGUCCCUCCCAACGGUAACGGUCGAAGCAACGCCAUCCUCCCGACAGACCUGAUGUGCAAGAGCAACCAACUUAAAGGUCAACAAACAGAGGGCUUCCCAGUUCUCAGCGCAGCUCCUCAAGACCAGAUCGCGCUCCGAUACCACGAAAACGGCCACGUCACGCUCUUCGCUACCAACCCAGGCAAGCCAGCAGGCAGAGGAACGGUCUUUGUCUACGGCACCUCCCAAUCUCUGGACAGCGACACCUACCUUGGCAUCCAUCGCGUCUGGAACACCGACGGCACUGGAGGCGACAAGCGUGGCAAACUGCUCGCAACCCGACCUUAUGAUGACGGACGUUGCUUUCAAAACAAUGCCAAUUCCAAGUUGCGAGCUGCAAGCGUAGGCAACUUCCCGGAGUCAGCCGGCGAUCUCCUGUGCCAAACCGACGUCCAGCUUCCGGCAGACGCUCCUACGUCAGGCAGCUACACCCUCUACUGGGUCUGGGAGUGGCCAACCCUCGAUGCCAGUGGCAACAUCGCUACCAACGAGAGCUACACCUCCUGCAUGGACAUCAGCAUGACAUCCAACGCAGUGGCUGCUGCCGGCGCCUUUGACUCGAAUGCCAUCAAUGGUCUCGCCGCUAACUCUGCUGCCAUCGAAGCUCAGAUGCUCCAUCCGUUCCUCGUUGACCCGAUCGCAGCACCGCAAAUAACCCCCGAUAACGUGCCAGGCCCUGCGCCCACCACGGCUCCUCCGAUCCAGCCCAAGACUGAGUUUGAUGUUCCAAAUAUCGCGGUCCCUGUGGCAGCUCCUGCACCAGCUCCGCCCAACAAGCCUGCUGCGGGCGUCGACGCAGCCCCUCCACCACCAUCCAAGCCGAAUAUCUCGGUCCCUACACCCAAGGGCGCUUUCAUCACCGUGACUGUCACCGGAGCCAAACAACUGGUGACGGUCACUGUUACAAAGGAAGUCGCAGUCGCCACCUCUGCCAUCUCUACAAGCCUCCAGAUGCAGAGCACCGUCGAGACCGUAACCAUGACCAUCUCACGGAAUCCCGCGUCCUCCGCCUCCGCACUUCCCAGCUCCGCCUUUUCCAGUUUCUCUGCCGUGCCCAUGGCCUCAGCUUCUGCGUCCGGCGUCCCCAAACCAGCCCCGUUCCUCUCCCCCGACUCGCAGGCGCGGGCAGGCACUGUCCAGAACCGAGCUGAAGCAGAAGCUGCGCCGCAGCCAAAGCAGAAGCGUACUCUCCGAUUCCACCCCCGCUCAUGA
Molecule: messenger RNA, 1449 nt
Organism: Drepanopeziza brunnea f. sp. 'multigermtubi' MB_m1
Lineage: Eukaryota; Fungi; Ascomycota; Leotiomycetes; Helotiales; Drepanopezizaceae
Source: RefSeq, a predicted model, not a curated record